This is a messenger RNA of Colletotrichum karsti, 732 nucleotides long. RefSeq lists its product as uncharacterized. NCBI's taxonomy places the organism in Eukaryota, Fungi, Ascomycota, Sordariomycetes, Glomerellales, Glomerellaceae. The transcript has 2 exons. The record is from RefSeq and is a predicted model, not a curated record. Bases 1 to 732 code for a protein of 243 amino acids.
AUGGGCGGCGCAUUAUCCGCAUCCCGAUCCGCUCCCGCCAGCCCUCCUCAACGACAGUAUUCCCGGGACGACGGUACUCACGAUGAGACCGUUGGCAUCAUUUCCCGCGGCCCGGACCGCAACUACCAAAGCAUGAACGCCACAACCCCGAACAUCACGACGGCGACGGCACCCGAGCUACGGCCCCGUAAGACGAUCCAGACGACACGGAGUCAGCUUCCACCGCAAGCUGAGGUAGACGAGGAAGACUAUGACACGUUCGUGGCCCGGGAGGAGCGAGCAAGAGAGGCUCAGGUACGAGAGCCGUGGUACACAAUCUUCCUGUCUAGCUUCCAGAGCAUUGAGCUCGAGAACAAGGGAAGCGUAGCUCGAGAUCACUUGGCACUAGAGCGAACCUUUCUCGCCUGGCUCCGUACGUCUCUUGCAUUCGCCUCUAUAGGCAUUGCCGUAACCCAGCUUUUCCGCCUCAACUCAUCCAUAUCCAACCCCGACUCGAGCAGCCAUACACUGCGCCAACUUGGCAAGCCACUAGGCGCAACCUUCCUCGGCAUCAGUAUCCUCAUUCUCUUCCUGGGCUAUCAACGCUACUUCCGUGCCCAGCAGUGGGUCAUGAAGGGCAAGUUCCCCGCGAGCAGAGGCACCAUCAUCAUCGUGUCCAUGGUAGCGUUUGCCCUCAUGGCGGUCAGCUUGGUGGUCGUAAUAGUAGUCGGUCCCACUGAUACCGAGCGGUGA